This is a messenger RNA of Phytomonas sp. Hart1, 1116 nucleotides long. NCBI's taxonomy places the organism in Eukaryota, Euglenozoa, Kinetoplastea, Trypanosomatida, Trypanosomatidae. The record is from the annotation of a GenBank genome assembly.
AUGCUCGGGUUGCGGGAGGUGCGGCUUUUGCAAACCGUCCUCCACCCAACGCGGCGGAAUUACGUCCUCGACGUGGGGGCCGUUAAACGGCGCAUCAUCGAGGACCACGCAGGGGGGUUUGUUCCGUUUCUCGUCGUCGGUCUCUUCGGCGGGGGGCUGAGCGGGGCGGUGGACCCCCUGCCCGCCCUCGCGGACUUUUGCGCGCGGAUUGGGGUCUGGUUCCACAUCGACGCCAGCCACGGCGCGGCCGCUUUGAUCUCGGCAAUUCCGCAGGCGAAUGUUUCCUCUUCUUCGCCUUUUUUGAAUGGAGGGGAGGACGAGAUGGCGUUUCGCGAGGCCGCGGAGCGUGCCGAUUCCAUCUACGUCGAUGGCGAGUCGGUGGGGCUUCCGUUUUCGCUUUUUUCUUCUUUGGUGGGCGGGAUGGCGCCGUUGUCGGGGUGGGGUGCGCUGCUGUAUGUGGCCAACACCGCGAAGGUUCAGUGCGCGCUGCGGGAGGCCGAGAUGGGGACGUCCCCGCAUAACAGUUUCCUCCCCACGGGCCAGGGAGGAGGGGAAUCCGUUCUGACCGCGUCCAUGCUGCGCUUGCCCCCGUUGGAGGUGAUUUCACUGGGCUACGGCCUUGUCGAGGAAGAUCAAGCGCGGGGGGGGUUGGGUUCCUCUUUGGGGGGGCUUCCGCGGCGUGUUCGGCGGCAACAGGGACUGAUGGGCCGUUUACAGCUCCACCUUCUCACGGACGGCCGUUUCGACGCCCCAUUUCGCUCCGCCGGCUUCGGCCUUCUUCUUUUUCGCUGGCUUUUACAGGACGACGAGGCCACGCGGCGGCUCGCGGCGGUCUGGCAUGACGUUCUCACCGACCGAGACGUCGGCCCUGUUCGCGUGUACCUUUGCCUGGUAGUGCUGCAGAAGCGCGUUUGGCUUCAAAUCCACCUAUCCGAACCCCCCCUGCUGGCCACGGAAAACGAAGAGGAGAAAGGCUUCGCGGACGAUCCUGACGAGGGCGCCCGUAGUGCGGAGGCGUACGUGAUGUCGACCUUGCAGGAGGCAGUUGCCCGGAUGGACAAUGAGAGGUUUGGCGACUCCCCUGCAGGGGAGGCGCCACUUCGUACAAAGGGGUGA